Molecule: messenger RNA, 5138 nt
Organism: Osmerus eperlanus (European smelt)
Lineage: Eukaryota; Metazoa; Chordata; Actinopteri; Osmeriformes; Osmeridae
Gene: nomo
Product: nodal modulator
Exons: 31
Coding region: 63-3740 (1225 amino acids)
Cellular component (GO): endoplasmic reticulum membrane
Molecular function (GO): carbohydrate binding
Source: RefSeq, a predicted model, not a curated record
UCUCAGAGUUUCAUACUGACAGACUCAGAGCUCAGCUGAUACGGAACCGGAGGCAGCGUGCAAUGUUCGUUCAAGAUAAUCGGUCUGCCAAGAUGUUCCGAGUAAUUGUACGGGCUGACGUGGGAGCUAUCUGGAUCUUGUUCGGCAUAUUUUGCUGCCAACUUAGUAUCGUUUCGGCAGAUGACAUCGUGGUAGCAUGCGGUGGAUUUGUGAAAUCCGAUGUUGAAAUCAACUACUCCCUGAUCGAGAUAAAACUGUACACUAAGCAAGGGUCCUUAAAAUACCAGACAGACUGCGCACCCUUCAAUGGCUACUUCAUGAUCCCUCUCUACGACAAGGGGGAUUUUGUACUGAAGAUUGAGCCUCCUCUUGGGUGGAGCUUUGAGCCCACCAGUGUUGACCUCCAUGUGGAUGGGGUUAAUGACAUCUGCACCAAGGAACAGGACAUCAACUUUGUCUUCACCGGUUUCUCUGUGUCAGGAACGGUUCUGAGUAAAGGGCAUCUCCUGGGCCCGGCUGGAGUGGAGGUCAGACUUAGCAGGGAAGGAACCGAGGAGAAACAGACUGUUCUCACACAGGCUGGUGGAAAGUAUUCCUUCUUCAAAGUACUUCCUGGAAAUUAUGACAUCACCGCAUCCCAUCCUUCCUGGACUCUGGAGCAGAGCGCCACGUCCGUGCGCGUGUCCAACGCCAAUGCCCCGGCCGUGGAGCCCCUAGUGGUGGGAGGGUACGACGUCGCAGGGGAGGUGCGAAGCGACGGGGAGCCGAUGAAGGAAGUCACCUUCCUCCUGUACUCGGCCAGCGUGAAGAAAGAGGAUAUCAGCAGCUGUAGCACAACCCCGGUUGAGGGGGCUGAGUCCGGGGACGACUCCCUGGUUUACCUCUGCAGCGCCCUGUCCCAGGAUGAUGGCACCUUCACCUUCCCCUCCCUGGCCAGCGGGGAAUACAGCGUGGUGCCCUUCUACAGAGGAGAGAGAAUCACUUUUGACGUGGCUCCCUCGCGCAUGGACUUCCGAGUGGAGCACAACAGCUUGAAAUUGGAGCCCAUCUUUAAAGUGAUGGGCUUCUCCGUGACCGGUCGGGUUCUCAACAGCCAAGAUGGGGAGGGGGUACCCGACGUCACGGUAACCCUCAACAACCAGAUCAGAGUUAUGACAAAGGAGGAUGGUUCUUUCCGUCUGGAGAACAUGACCGCCGGCACCUACACCAUCCGCACCCAAAAGGAGCUCAUGUUCUUUGAGCCAAUCACAGUCAAGAUAGCACCCAACACGCCCCAGCUGCCCGACAUCAUCACCGCUGGGUUCAGCGUGUGCGGCCAGAUCGCAGUGAGCCGCCUGCCUGAGGGCUUGAAGCAGCUGGGCCGCUACAGGGUGACCCUCGCCCCCCUGGGGCAGGACCAGACCGCCGGACGCACCGCCGACUCCGACCAGCAGGGGGGCUUCUGCUUCCAGGCCAAACCCGGGGAUUACAGCGUCCAGGUCAGCCUCCCCGAAUCGGAGGUGAAGGCCGGCCUGGCCCUGAGGCCCCAGUCCCUGGAAGUGUCGCUGGUGGACAGGCCCCUCUCCGACCUGCUCUUCACCCAGUUCAUGGCCUCCGUCUCGGGCAAGGUCUACUGUCUGGCGUCAUGCGAGGACCUGUCGGUGACCCUGCAGCCCGUGAGCCGCCAGGGCGAGAGGAGGAGCGUGCCCCUGUCUGGGACCGGCGAGACCCUGAGCUUCUCCUUCGACGAUGUCAUGCCCGGCAAAUACAAAGUGAGUAUCUCCCACGAGGAGUGGUGCUGGAAGCACAAGUCGGUGGAGGUGGAGGUGCUGGACGGAGAUGUGAUGGGGGUGGAGUUCAGACAGAUCGGCUACAUACUGCGCUGCUCCCUGUCCCACGCCAUCACCCUGGAGUUCUACCAAGAUGGCACCACGCCGGAGAACGUCGGAGUCUACAACCUCUCUAAGGGAGUCAACCGCUUCUGCCUCUCUAAGCCCGGUGUGUACAAAGUCACCCCCCGCUCCUGCCACCAGUUCGAACAGGACUACUACACCUACGACACGUCGGCCCCUAGUAUCCUGACCUUGACGGCGGUCCGACACCACAUGACUGGCCUCAUCACCACCGACAAGAUCCUGGACGUCACCAUCACCAUCAAGUCGUCCAUCGAGAGCGAGCCUGCGCUGGUGCUGGGGCCCCUGAGGAGCCAGGAGGAGCAGAGGCUGGACCAGCAGCUGCAGGAGAUCGAGCUGCGGCGCCAGGCGAGGGAGGGACGGGUCGCCGAGGAGGGGGGCAGCCCCCCCGUCCAGGAGAGGGCCGACGAGCUGGUCGGACCUUUCCACUACGAGUUCUCCUACUGGGGCAGGGCCGGGGAGAAGAUCACAGUCACUCCCUCCUCCAAGGAGCUGCUGUUCUACCCACCGGAGGUCGAGGCCACCAUCACUGGAGAGGCAUGUCCAGGCCGCGUGGUGGACAUUGCGGGCCGGGCCGGCCUCUUCCUGGUGGGCGGCGUGUCUCCGGAGCUCCAGGGGGUGGAGAUCUCCAUCACCGAGAGGGGGGCCGCUGCACCCCUCAUCACCGUGGCUACCAACGAGAACGGGGCCUACAGUGUGGGCCCCCUGCACAGUGACCGCCUGUACGACAUCAGCGCCAGCAAGGAAGGCUUUGUCCUCAGCCCUGUGGAGGGAACCCAGGGAGACUUCAAGGCCUUCGCUCUGGCCGGGGUCACCUUCAAGAUCAGGUCCGAGGACGACGUGCCUCUCUCAGGCGUCCUCCUGUCCCUGAGCGGGGGCCAGUUCCGCUCCAACCUGCUGACCCAGGACACGGGACUCCUCUCCUUCAACAACCUGAGUCCAGGCCAGUACUACUUCAAGCCCAUGAUGAAGGAGUUCCGCUUCGAACCCGCCUCCCAGAUGAUCACUGUGGAGGAAGGAGAGAACCUUAGCAUUAACAUCACCGGCUUCAAGACUGCUUACAGCUGCUACGGUGCGGUGCUGUCUCUGAGCGGCGACGCCGAGCGUGACGUGGCCGUGGAGGCGGUGGGCCAGGGCGAGUGCAGCCUGUACAGCGAGGACACGGUCACCGAUGAGGAGGGACGCUUCCGUCUGAGGGGCCUCCUGCCCGGCUGCAAGUACCUGAUCCAGUUGAGAGCUGAGGGCAACGACCACAUUGAGCGAGCCCUGCCUCAGCACAGAUCCAUAGAGGUUGGAAGCAAUGACAUUGAAGGUGUCAACAUUAUUGCCUUCAGGCAGAUCAAUCAGUUUGACUUGAGUGGGAAUGUAAUCACCUCAUCAGAACACCUGCCUACUCUCUCUGUGAAACUGUACAAGAGUGACAACCUGGACAACCCCAUCAACAGUGUGUCUCUGGGCCAGUCCUUGUUCUUCCACUUCCCUCCCCUUGAAAGAGAUGGAGAGACUUACGUCCUGAUGCUCUACUCCACACUGUCUCGUUCCCAGUUUGACUUCAGCCUUCCCCAGGUCUCCUUCACGUCCUCAGGCUACCACAAGCAUGUCACCCUCACCUUCAACCCCAAUCGCAAAGUGCCUGACCAGGACAUUGCCCAAGGCUCCUACAUCGCCUUGCCCCUCACCCUGCUGCUCCUCCUGGCUGCCUACAACCACGAGAAGGUGAUACCCCUGCUCCUGCAGCUGGUGAACCGUCUCCAGGGCGUCCGCGGCCUGUCCCAGUCCGGCGGAGACAACGCCGCCAUGGACGAGGCCAAACGCCAGGCCAAGAGACAGAAAGCCAGGCGCACAUAGGAUAGAACCCACUAGAAGGGCGUGACGCUCAAAUCCCACACUCACACCCCCAACAGCGUACACUACUUUUGAUCUUGAAUUCUGUGGGGAUAAAGCUGAGAAGUAGUGUACUUUUGAAGGCGUACGAGGCUGUAGUGUGGUUUGAGACCCGAGCCGCGCCUUGGGGAACCGACGGAACAGUACCCUCGCCCCCAACAAGCCCUUGCAUCAGCCAAUAAGACCAUCAUUGCGCGAAAAGGAGUCCAUUCAUUGGCUGUUGCGGUACGCUCAACGGAAAACUUGCUGGCGUUUGCGGCAGCUCUGGGACUCCCAUCACUUUCAAGAACAUUCAUAGCUUUUGUGGGAUUGUCCAUACUGUUAAUGAAUUUGAGCCGUUUUUGUAAUUUGUUAACAUUUUGAUUCUUAUUUUAUUAUUUUGGUCAGUAGGGCAACUGAGCACCAUAUAUUAGGUAUAUAUAACACUGUCACUUACAGAAACUUGAUUAGCAAUUUGUAACAUUGUAACAUCCCAAAAUGCCAUGGCUUUGGAUCCAAACGCAGCCAAAUUGUCAGAUUCGCCAACAAGCCAUUUUUUUUUUUUGAAAGAUUUUCCUCCACUUGUUAAAGCUGUGUAAAAUAUUUGUAGUCUUACCAGUUGUGAAUGGUUAUAAUGGUUGUGUUUGUGAUGGAGUUUUAUAGAGGCUGGGGUUGCCUAAAAAUAAGAGUUUCUGUGAUGAGGUUUAGGUUUGUCUGCUCAGGGAGGGUGGGGGUGGGGAAGGGUUUGAAAUCAUGUGGUUUAUCAAAGAAAUCGAUGAACGCUAGAAUUUUGGUAGGGAAAGCUAAGGUGGCUUGUUAACUUUUCUAGUUGAUUAAUUUAUUAACAUGAUCAUGUAUAUGUCUGAGUUGAUGUGAGUGAUUGAACUGUUUCUUUUACAAGCGUUUUUGUUUUUUUGAAAAAGUAUGUCAGAUUCAAAGUCUAAGAAUUAUGGGAGCCAUUGCUUGUGUGUCUAAGAUAUGGCAUGAUUGAUAUUCGACUAUCACUUAUCCUACCAUGUUUGAACUGACAUAGCUGAUUGAAGAUAAAAAAAAAAAAAAGAUAAUUAUGUGGGCGAUAAUUACUGAAGCAAAUGAAUUGGGUUGCUCUGCUCUACCACUCGAUAAUGUGAAGCACUGUGAAAGAUGUAAGGCUCUGUUUUUUUGUACGUGUGAUUCAUCUGUUCGGUUCACUUACGGCCAAUUUUUAAUAGAAAGUUGGAAGAAAAAGCCCAUGGCUAUUUACCAAGUCGAAAGAUAAGCCAAUUAGGCUAUGGUCGGGAAAAGGAAAUUGGAUGGGGGGGAGGGAGGUUGAGAGGGCUGUAAUUGUCAUUGGUCAAAAUCUGUGAUCUUUUGCGACGAUGAAUAUAGUCUGACUGAAAGGAA